AUGAGUGUUGCUCUAUUUGGAUGUUCCCUCUACUAUGCUGCUGAUGUAACAUCUAAGAACCCUGAAUGGCGUCAAUCCCUCAGUCACCCAUGGCCUCUUGCCAAAGCUGUCAACAGUGAUUUGGAGAUGGUUGGAUUUAUGAAAAAUCUAUCUGACAUUCACCUUUUGGAAUAUUCCCUGAAGGAAGUGCUAAGCUUCAUGAUCCUGGAGCCAAGAUGUAUCUGGACAUUGAUCAACAUGGCAUAUUGCUUGUUGAUUUUAUUGGGGCACUGUAUCCAGUUGAUGGUAUUUGGAGAACUCAGAGUAUCUGAACAACAGCAGCUGAAGGAAAAAUUUUGGAACUUUGUCUUCUACAAGUUCAUAUUCAUGUUUGGGGUCAUCAAUGUUCAGCAUAUGGAUGAAGUUGUCCUGUGGUGCUCAUGGUUCUCUGUUCUUGGAUUCCUCCUUCUUCUGGCCCAAUUAUCAAAAGAUCGCUUGGAAUAUUUAUCUUUUUUCUUUACAACUCCAAGAAGAAUGCAUCUGAGACUCUUGUGCCUGCUCUUCAUCACCCUAGCUGCAAGUCUGUGUCUGCUUGGUGUGUGUAUCUUUGUCCGAAACCAUGGUGGAGUCCAUGCAUUUGCCUUCAUGGCUGCUGAGAGCCUCUUGCUGUUGGUGAGGACAUGUCAUGUGAUAAGUCAGUAUGUGAUUCACCUGUAUGAAGUGAGUCAUUCCCGAGGUGUGCUUGAAAGUCGUGGAGGUGCUUUCAUCUAUUGGGUUGAGCUGACCUUUGAGCUCCUUGCCCUGGGAAUAGACCUCCUGCAUCAUGUGCAUAUGUUGGUUCUCAGCAACAUGUUCCUGUCGAUGGCCUCUCUAAUAAUGCUAGACUCCACAAAUGAGCCUUCGUCCCAGGGCUACAGCUUUCUUCCCAACAAUAUGGGUCUGACCCCAUAUGAAAGGCUAAGGACUGGUCUUGUAUGGCACAAGGUAUUACAGUUGUUCCCUGACAUGUCGAGUGAUGAAAUAAGAGAAGAACUCAUGGCUACAUGGUCUGUGGAGGAAGCUGUUGAGAGCAUCUUGGAGCGAAGAGAGGAGAGCUCCUUGGGAGAGGUGCCACAUCCGGCACCAUACGAUCUGGAACCAUUGAGCUCCUCACAUGGAUCCUUUAGAAGGCGUCCACGAAUGAAUUUAUCCCGAGUAUCUUCUUCCCCUCUUGAGAAAUUUUCAGCUGUCUACAGGGCAAGGCCAGCUGAGGAUCCAAUGGAUUCCAGCCCUGGUGAUAGAUUCUCCAAAGAUUCUGUUGAGAGAGAAACAUUGUUGCAGGAACGCAAGAAACGGCUCCUCCUUGAAGCACUCCAUACUCUCAUUUGUUUCUCCAUACUCCUUGACAGAGAUGACGUGAUCCGGACAUCAGGCUCAACAAAAAACAGUCAAGAGAUUGAAAGCCAGUUGUUCAAGAAGGCCAAGAAUAAAGACGACUACCUACGACUAGUUGCUCGGGUCAUCUUGCACAUGACAGAAAUGAACAAGAUGAGUUCUACAAAUCCGCAGCUUGCUGCUGCAUUGAGUGGAGGGUCUGCUUCCAGCAAUGCUGGAACUCAGAAUGCAGAUGUUAUGCAUCGAGCUGCACAACCCCCUACUUCCAUGUUGCAAAAUCAGCUCAGCGGUCCUCCCUCACAGCAAAUGAGUCAAUUGGCUGCACAGCUGAGCCAGCCAAAUCAAAUGACAUUGGGAAUGAACACUCACCUGCAAAACCAGCUGAGUCAGCCUCCUCGCCAACAAGGGAUUCGUGGUUAUCACCAGGGGAUGCAGGGACCUGUUCAGGGACACCCAAUCCCCAUGGUGGGUCCUGGAGGUGCAGGCAUGGGUCCUCGAGGAAUGAGUCUCAAUGUAGGACCAGGUGCAAGAAUUCCAUUGAGAAUGCCUGGAGGUCCUGGCCCCUCCCCACUCACCAGGCAUCUGCAACCUGGAACUAAACCUGAUGGACCAAUGAUGUCUGCAGCUGGGCCAGGAUAUUCAAGCAUUCUUCCUUCUCCCACAUCUGAUGUAGCUUCUCUUCAAUCCAGCCCUUCCAGCCACAUGGGCCAGCCAGGACUCAUGAGUGGUGGAAUGCCAGUUAUGGUUGCUCCUUCACCAGCAAGUCAUGUCCUUUCCUCCAAUCAUCCACCACAUCCUCUGAGAGGGGGGGUGAUGGAUGACUCAUCUUCUCCAAUCACUGUGAACACUCCUGCCUCUGUUCCUGGAGGCUAUCCAACUUCCUCAUCUGCCUCCUAUAAUGCUCCAGCAUCUGCAGGGGCUCGAACAGGAAGUGAUGAAGCCUCUGAGCUCUACUUGGAAAAAAUUCAGCAGCUUAGCAAAUACAUAGAACCCUUGAGACGAAUGAUUGAUAAGAUUGGAGAUGAAGAUCAUGAUAAACUUAGCAAAAUGAAGAAGCUCCUUGACCUCCUCAGGCAUCCAGAUCGACGUGUGCCCAUGGAAACACUUUUGAAGUGUGAGCAGGUUCUGGAGAGAAUGGACUUCAUGAAGCCAACAUCAGAGGGACAUGGGGGAAUCUUUCAGCCUCUCAUGGAUGCUUUGAAUCAACACCUCAAAUCACCACUGAUGAACCACUCUCUACAGAGGACAUUCCUUCCUACACUGGAGGCUAUGUUUGGACCAGAAAUCAAGUUUCCCAGUCCGCCACCCAAACGAAAAUGCAAGAGAUUGGGUGAAGAAGAGAAUGCAGAAGAUGGUAUCUCGGAUAUUCUGCAGGGAGAGAUUGCACGCAUGGAUCCACUUCAUUUUCAAGUGCAUUUGGAGAGUGGUCGCACAAAUGUGCUGAGGUGCAGUUUGGAGGAGCGUCUCCUCCCAUGCAUGCCUAUGUUACGCAUUGCAAUUCCAAAGGACUACCCUACUCAUCCUCCCAUCUGUCUUUCAUUCCCACCUGAGUACAACAGUACUCCACUGCUGCGUCGUGUGAAGAUAGCACUGGAAGAACGGCUUCUUCGCUUGCCUCAAUGCCAUUCCCUCAGUGAAGUUUUGGAUGCAUGGGAAAUGGCUAACAUCAUAUUGCGCUGGGAAGCUCCUAGAGUUUGGAAACUCGCACAUGAACCGAUCUUUAAGGGAGAUUACAGCAAUCCGAGGAAUCAUAGGCAGACCGAUCUCACGAACAUUAUGGGGAAACUCAUGAAAAGCAUUUUCAAGGGGCGUAUUUCAGAAUCUCUUGGGAAAAGAACUCGACUCAUCCGGGAAUCUCAGCACGGCUUUUGA
Darwinula stevensoni is the source of this 3225-nucleotide messenger RNA. The record is from the annotation of a GenBank genome assembly. Lineage: Eukaryota; Metazoa; Arthropoda; Ostracoda; Podocopida; Darwinulidae.